AUGAGCUCCAAGGAUCAGCAGCAGCAAGGAAACGAGGCGGAGAAGAACAUUGAGAUCUGGAAGGUCAAGAAGCUGAUCAAGCGUCUCGAAGCCGCCCGCGGAAAUGGAACCUCUAUGAUUUCCCUCAUCAUCCCCCCCAAGGAUCAGAUUUCUCGCGCAGCGAAGAUGUUGGCAGAAGAAUACGGUACUGCUUCCAACAUCAAGUCCCGAGUGAACAGACUUUCCGUUCUGUCGGCCAUUACAUCCACCCAGCAGCGUCUGAAGCUAUACAACAAGGUUCCGCCGAAUGGCUUGGUGGUCUACUGUGGUGAAAUUAUCACCUCGGAAGGAAAGGAGCGAAAGAUCAACAUUGACUUCGAACCUUUUAAACCCAUCAACACAUCCCUUUACCUGUGUGAUAACAAGUUCCACACUGAAGCCCUGAGCGAGUUGCUGGAGUCGGACCAGAAAUUCGGUUUCAUUAUCAUGGACGGUAACGGUGCGCUUUUCGGUACCCUGAGCGGUAACACCCGUGAGAUUAUUCAGCGUCUCAGCGUCGACCUACCCAAGAAGCACGGCCGUGGUGGUCAGUCUGCUUUGCGUUUCGCGCGUCUGCGUGAGGAAAAGCGUCAUAACUACGUUCGUAAGAUCGCCGAGUUGGCGGUGCAGAACUACAUCACAAACGACAAAGUCAACGUUGCUGGAAUUGUGUUGGCCGGUUCGGCCGACUUCAAGAACGACUUGAACCAGUCUGAUCUAUUCGACCAGCGCUUACAAGCCAAGGUCAUCAAGGUUGUCGAUGUGUCAUACGGUGGUGAGAACGGGUUUAACCAGGCCAUUGAACUUGCUGCAGAGACUCUCAGCAAUGUCAAGUUCAUCCAAGAGAAGAAGCUUAUUGGCAGGUAUUUCGACGAGAUCAGCCAGGACACUGGCAAGGUCUGUUAUGGUGUUGAGGAUACCCUCAAGGCACUGGAGCUGGGCGCAGCCGAGACUCUCAUCGUAUACGAGAACCUGGACGUAACUCGAUGGGUUUUGAAGAACUCAGUCGGCGAAGAAAUCAUUCUCCACACUACCAAGGCCCAGGAGAGCAACCGGGAGCUCUUCCAAGACAAAGAGACUGGCGCUGAGAUGGAGGUGGUUGAUACCAACUCUUUCCUAGAGUGGCUUGCUGAAUCCUACAAAGACUUUGGUGCCACCCUAGAGUUUGUUUCUGACCGGUCUGGCGAAGGUAACCAGUUCGUGAAGGGCUUCGGUGGUAUUGGAGCUAUUCUGCGAUACAAGGUGAACUUUGAACAGCUUGCCGAUUACAGCGAUGACGACGAGUUCUACGAUGUGAGCGAGGAUGAACGGCCAGAAGCUCCGCCGGCGAGCGUUCUGACGGCUCGCCCCGUGGAUCAUGAAGAUGUCCCCGUGACUGGGGCCCAGGAGUUCGUGUACUCCUUGAAAAUGCCUGACCCCAACUUCAUGAAGCCUCGUAGAGGGUCAUCCAAGCUCUGUAACGUAGUCGCUGAAAUUAUUUCAGCGACGGAACAGAAGAUGUUGAGGUGCAAAUUGCAAUUUGAAAAGUUGGAUGCGAUUCCUUGCAAGGUUCGAUCGCCCUUCGCCAGCACUCGAAUGUAA
Molecule: messenger RNA, 1599 nt
Organism: Penicillium chermesinum
Lineage: Eukaryota; Fungi; Ascomycota; Eurotiomycetes; Eurotiales; Aspergillaceae
Product: translation termination factor eRF1
Exons: 6
Coding region: 1-1599 (532 amino acids)
Biological process (GO): cytoplasmic translational termination
Cellular component (GO): cytosol; translation release factor complex
Molecular function (GO): sequence-specific mRNA binding; translation release factor activity, codon specific
Source: RefSeq, a predicted model, not a curated record